AUCGAUCUCUCCUGAAACUCGCGAACCCUAAAUCAGAAAUCGAUGGCGUCGUUGGCUCGCAGAGCAAUGAGCCUAACUCAGAUUCCAUCUGCACGAGUGCCCGCCUCUGUUUGUCAGCGUCGCGGUCUCGCCGGCGCCGCUGAUCAUCAUGGAUCUACCAAGGUUGACUUCUGGAAACAGCCCACGAAUCCAGGAAACUGGAAAGAGGAGCAUUUUGUUCUGAUUUCGCUCUCUGGCUGGGGCUUGCUUUUCUACAGUGGUUACAAACUCUUCACCGGUGGUAAAGCAGAGAAGCCUGUCGAUGCUCCACAAUGAAUUUAUUACACAAGAGAGCUCUCCUUCUACUGCAUUUGCCUUUCUUUGUCUGGUCUUGUAUCAAAGCCAGCCAUUACUACUUGACAAUAUCUUUGUUUGCUUUCUUUUAAAAUAAUAUAUAUGCACCAAACACUUUUUAGAUGGUAAUCAUGUCUCGAAUGGAUGAUCCCUCUGGCUGUUUUGCGUUUCACAAUUUCCAUAUGCUUUGAAUUGAAACAUAUCAAGUUCUUAGCAUUGUGAUAUGCUUUGGAUCAUUCUAAUUGUAUGGUCUGGAUACGAUUUUUUUUUGUUCC
Eruca vesicaria subsp. sativa (arugula) is the source of this 608-nucleotide messenger RNA. The record is from the annotation of a GenBank genome assembly. NCBI's taxonomy places the organism in Eukaryota, Viridiplantae, Streptophyta, Magnoliopsida, Brassicales, Brassicaceae.